CUUCACCUUUCACCACAUGCUGCAGUUUGAAAGAAAUCUCGUUCACGACGAUGAUCCCGAGAUUGGCCUUUCUCGAAUACAGCCCUGCUGCUGCACCUUCAGCGAUGCUAUCAACCACAAUCAUCUCAUCGAGCCGACCGCACUUUAUCUCUCGCAAGCCUGCUCGGCGUGGCGUAACAUUAUCGUCUCAAUGCCUAAGCCCUGGUCGAUGAUCACGAUUCACGGUGCCAACGUCCACUAUCGACCUCUUCACGCGAAACGUCUUCUUUGCACGUACCUCGCCCAUGCCGGUCAAGCUCCCCUCAAUAUCAGACUCUGCGAACACCGCCGCAUGUCUUUAAUAACCGACCUCAAGAAUUCCGGAGUUAGAUUCAUUGGGGCGUUCAACCUCCUAUUCUCCUCAUACGCGACGAACAUCUACAGUGUCACGAUGCUUCCAGGACUGGGGCCGCUUUUCAUCGUCUCUUGUCCAGCCCUGUCCCACCUCACGGUAACAAGACCCACGUACUGGGACAUGGUUUCGCUUGCUUUGGCGAGUUCCUCCAGGACCAUUAGCCGAAUCGACCUGGUUGACUGUUCAGUGGCGGAUAUUUGCUACCUUGGCUCUAUACCCCCUAAGCUCACACACAUGGCAAUCCAAAAUCCCCUCCACAGUCACCCGUCUGAUACCAUAUCUAUACCGCUUCUCGUCUCUCUCACGAUCGCGCUUUCCAAGCCUCACCUUCAGCCGCUUAAUGGCAUAUUCGAAACGCUCUCCCUUCCCAAUCUUACCUCACUGACUAUAUGCGCUCCGGAUCUUCCUAUCGAUACGUUCAUCGCUUUCCUGGAAAAGUCUCCCGCUCUGCGGACAUUGACCGUGUCUUCAUGCAUCUCUGAUUUCCGUUUAUUCAUCGCAGCAUCGAAGAAUCUUGCGGUCUUAGACAUUUACGCGCACGAAGAGUGUUUGGAUGAAAUCUUCGAUGUUAUCAAAGGAAGCAGGCGGCCCUCUGACGCGAUUGUACUGCGCAUGGUCGAAAAGAAAAGUGACGAAGACGAAGGGGAUAUGUCUUUCUCAAAAGAUAAGCAUUUUGCCGAGGACGACGACAGCUCCGCCCACGUCGGCUCAACUCUAAAAGAAGAACACCACGAUGACGAUCAACAAGGCAAGGACAAUGACGACGAGGAUGAAACCUACAGUUCGGAGGAAUCGGACGAAGAAGUCGAUAUUGCUUACCAGAAGCUGGCUCGAGCGCAAGCCAAAAACGGUUUUCCCACGCCAUCGAGUGUUGACACCGUUCCAUUUUGGGAAACCCCGAUUCCUUUUGACUGUCCACCAAGAAAAGGAAAAACGUCAAGUAAAAGGGUCGAGCCUCUCGCCGUCUCUGUGGAAAGAACCUACGAUAGCAUUUCGCUUGCCCAAACCCCAUUCGCGUCUGAAUUCCCAAUACACUUUCUCGCGAGUUUGCAGAAACUCUUUUUUUCCCCUAUUGGCUGGCAUGGUCUAGAGAUCCAUGAUAUGCUAGUAAAGGCAGAGUCGCACAUUCAGCCAUUCCCUUCAGCCGAGCUCGUGCAGAUGCAGUUCUGGGAUGGUACAUAUUCUGCCAGGAUAUCAGCGCUCAAGGCAAAGACCAACCUUGUCAGCGUGUGGUUCCGUGCAUAAAUAUGUGGGUUCGGGCGAUGUAUGGAGCUUUCCCGGAGAAGAGGGUGCUAUGAGAUCAUCCGUAGUUUGUACUGACGUUCUUUUUUUUUUUUAAAAAAAAAGUUCUCCGUUCGAAAUCUAUCGCUGAUUGGUUUUCGUUAUAGGCUUAUCUUGCUGAUAACGUACUAUGCUUGCCGAGCCAGGUAUCCACUACGCUCUACAUACUUUUUGCG
Molecule: messenger RNA, 1851 nt
Organism: Guyanagaster necrorhizus
Lineage: Eukaryota; Fungi; Basidiomycota; Agaricomycetes; Agaricales; Physalacriaceae
Exons: 8
Coding region: 17-1639 (540 amino acids)
Source: RefSeq, a predicted model, not a curated record